UUGCCCUCGAAAGACAAGAAAGACUGAAAAAGAAAGAGGCCAUUUGUAUAUAGUUCUGUCUCUUCCUUUCGUAGGCGCAUUGCAAACCUCCUCGGCGUCGGCACGCAGAGGUGGGUCGUACAGCGGGCGACGGGGAUCAGAACGUGACCUACGCAAGAGAUGUCGACAAGAUGACAGCGACCGUAUGACAACGCUGGCUGGCUGGCUGGCCACAUUGUUGCCCGCCCUCGUACAAUACCCUCGACAGAGUCGAGAAAACGUCACUUCACGCCCGAAAGUGCAUCAAGUACAGAGAGUAUAGCGAAGAUAACGAGAAACUUGACAACGUCGUCGUCGUCGUCGUCGUUGUCGUCCGUCGUCGUCGUCGUCGUUGUCGUUGUCGACAGUGCCGCGCCCUUGUGCGAUGCGCACAACGGCACCGUGAGUGGUGGUGGUGUGAGAUCUCGAUGAGGAGUGCCGUCGCCCCUGUGCGUCCGCGUCUGGAGGCAUGAGCGUGUUCGGAGACUUUCAGCGUGUCUGGGUGCAACGAUUCCCGGACAGCGCCUUGCCGGCCGCAUGGGAGGAAGACGUCAGAGCAAAUCUGGUCAAGCACAAGCAGAAGGUGACAGCUUUGAGAGAAGAACUUGAAAAGGAAGAAUUUUACGUGGAAUAUCUAGAGAGAUUACUGGCUGAUGUUGAGCGACACAAGCAGCUAGCUAAUAAUGCCAAUGCGAGUACAAGUACACUUGAGAAUACGCAACAAAUGACAGCAGAACCACAGUCUCAACAAAAUUCUCAAGUAUCAGAAAAUAGUUUAGUGGAUUCUUCACACUCACCCAGUUCUCAGAAUGUUGGAUUAUCUGCUCCUACUUUGACAGAGCGGGAAGAUAUCAGCAAGUUUCAAGAUAAGUGUGUGUCUGAGUUAAGUUCCACUCUCAAUACAGCUGGCAAGAGGCCCAAGAGCGAGAUACCAAGGAGUCCCGAGAAAGUGCCUGAACUUAGGAGAAACAGUGAUCCGGAUGUGCCAAGUAAUUAUGUCACAGUGAUUGAAGUCACCGGAAACUCCAAAAAGGACAAAAACGAGGAGUCUCUCAAAGAGGAAGAUGAAAAAGUAGACUUAGAAAAAGUGAUCAACGAAGAUGGAGAGGAAGGCGAUGCGGAGGCAUCAGAGGAAGAACCUUACUAUGAUUCAGUAGCCUUGGAUCAAACGGGAGAGUACGUAUACAUCGAUGCGCGUAUUCCCGCUGUCAAUAGCAACAAUAGUAGCAAGGCGGCACCUCGGAGGCCACCUUCUUUGCCAGAUUCGCCAGGCAAUCAGAGUAAUUAUGUCAACAUCGAUUAUUUUAUACAGCACAGAACGGCGAUGGACAGCGAGGACGAAGAGGGUGCUAGUCCGGCGCCCCCGAUCUUGUUGCGAGCUCUUAGCACGGACAACGAAACUGGCAGCAGCGACGCCGAGCCGUUGAGUUUGAGCGAGGGUAGCUUAGAAUCACCGACCCCGACGACGCCUCGCAGGCAGGAGAAGAACAAAGAUCGCGAGGACGACAGAACGUCGAUGGUCAAGUGUAUCGUGAAUUCGGUGGUGGAGAGCGAGACUGUAUACGUGGAGUGUUUAUCUGUGAUGUUACAAUAUAUGAAAGCUAUUAGAGCAACUCUAACGACGUCUCAGCCAGUUAUUUCGGAAGAGGAAUUCGGGACGAUGUUUUACAAGAUUCAAGAACUGCACGCUUUGCACGAGACGUUUCUGGAUGAGCUCCGAAAGAAGACGGAGAAGUGGGACAACAAGACUACUAUAGGAGAACAAUUUAAGAUUAUGGCCAGUAAUAUAGGAUUAUACGGCGCGUUUUUGCAUAAUUACGCUCGCGCGACCGAUACCGUACGACGAUGUUCCGCCCAUUCCACUCAAUUUGGAGAGAUUACCAGGGAUAUAAGACUCAGAGGUUUCCCGAAAGGUCCGGGUUUAUCAUUAGAAGACUUGUUGCACAAGCCGGUUGCACGAGUGCAAAAGAAUGCUCUAGUUUUAUACGAUCUUCUCAAGCACACGCCAGUCAAUCAUGCGGAUCACGCGCCUCUGUCAGAAGCUUUGGCUAUGACCAGAAACUUCCUAGACGAGUUCAAUAUUAUUCAGACAAAGUCCAUGUUUCCGAGCCACGACAGAGCCCAACGAAGAUUGGUAAAGAAUUCGUUUGUGGUCGAGCUUUCCGACGGCCACAGAAAAUUGAGACAUCUCUUUCUCUUUAACGACGUGAUCGCCUGUGCCAAGUACAAAGCGUCUGGAAGAGACAAGUUUACAUUCGAAUUGAAGUGGUACGUGCCAGUGGCGGAAGCCGCUGUCACAGAGGACGGUAUAGAGCCGCGCGAAGCCAGCCCCGCCAAUGUGGUAGCUUUAAGAUCGCAGGCAUGUACGGUACGUGAUCAGAUACUGUGGGAGGAGCGGAACGACGAGAAGCGAAUCCGACUGGGUGGCAGAGGCUCGGAGAAGAAUCGUAAGAAACUUGCCGAGCUCGAGGCGCAAUUGGUGCUGGCCUCGCCGAAUUUAGUCCUGCGUGUCGCACACAAGAGUCAACAGAAUCGUGUGCAAAAUUCCUACACUUUCUUCCUGUCCAGCGAGUUCGAGCGCUCCCAAUGGGUGGAGGCGGUAGAGGCGUUACAGCAGAGCGGACAGCCGCCAGGACAGCUGCCCUUGACGAUGUACGAACUGCAGGCUUGGGUCACAGCUUGUCGGACGUAUCUGCAAACGGAUAUGGGCAGCUACCUGCUAAGGUCGGGACGCGAUGAGAGUUUGCUGCUGGGUGAUCUUCAUCUGACACUACUCGGUUUGACUCCACCGGGCUUAGACAGGGUCGGUGAUCUCUAUAUCAUUGUGGAGGUCGACAGCUACGGACACUAUUUCAAGAGGGCGCGGAGUCGUCUUGUCAGAGGCCAAGCUCCGCUUUGGGGUGAGACUUUUGUGGUGGAGUUGGAGGGAAGUCAAAAUGUCAGGAUUCUAUUGUACGAAGAGUGUGGCACUCGCUCGGUAUUGCGAGGCAAGUGCGUUCAGAAGUUGAGUAGAUCCUGGUUGGCCGAUCAUCAAAUGGAGAGAUCUCUGAAUUUGGGGCCCGCGACAUUGGAUGUGGCGCUGCGUUUCGUUCCCAGCGAGGUUACUCUGAGGCGAGUGCCCUCGGCUAAACCGCAAGGCUUAUUCGGUGCUAAGAUUCAACAAGUUUGCAAACGAGAGAAACGUGACGUGCCUUUUAUAAUAACGGCAUGCGUGCGAGAGGUGGAGAGACGAGGUGUCGGCGAGGUGGGCCUGUAUCGCGUUUCCGGCUCGGCGUCCGACGUGGCGAGGCUACGUAAAUCGUUCGAGAGCAAUUCGUACGAGGCAGAGCAAUUGCUUAAAGAGGUGGAUGUUCACUCGGUGACGGGCGUGCUGAAGCUGUACUUGCGCGAGAUGCCGGAGGCGUUGUUCACCGACGCGCUUUAUCCGGCAUUCCUGGAGGCCUUCCAAACGGGCGAUUUGUCACGAUGCGCCGCUCUGCGUCGCGUCUACGACGGCCUGCCCGCCGUCAAUAAGGCGGUGAUCGACUUCCUUCUGGCUCAUCUUGCUCGUGUGAACAAGCAUGAGGCGCAGAACAAGAUGUCGCUGCACAAUCUGGCCACAGUGUUCGGCCCCACGCUGCUGCGACCCGGCACCAACAACUCGCGCAGCGACGCAAAGAGCCGCGAUCCCCUCGCCGCGGGCACAGUUGAUGUGAUGGCGCAGGCCGGCAUUCUCUACUGCUUCCUGCAGUUACAUAUGCAACAACAGAACAAUCAAUCGCUCUAGUCGACAAAGUCCUUCGAUCCCGAUCCAAUUAACGUUGCCAUGAACGUUUGAUUUGUAAUCGGUAAGUAAAUUGGCAAUGGAAACGCGGCGAUCUCUUCCUCAAUAAAGCCAAACGUCGAAAAUAUGAUGUGAUGGUGUCUGAAGGAUAUUUUGAGUUCUACGGUAAUUCAUAAUAAUUGUUUGAUUAUAUGAAAUGCGUUAUAAAAAAUGUUAAGAAUAAAAAAAUAUGAAAUAUUUUAUUUCGAACGACCCGAACGAAAAGUUCAGGCGUGGAUCACCGGUGACUCACGGUGUUAAUCAAAUUUCGAAAAUGUAAUAUUUGUAUUUUUACGCUGUUUACGUAAUAAGCUUUACGUAUAAUAACUUACGUUAUUAAGUAAAAAUUAACAGUGUAUGUCCUUUAAACGAAGAUGCAAACGAAACUUUUUUAUCUAACUUUUGUUUCAUUUUUGUUAACUUUUUAUUUAGAUACGACGUUGUGGAAUUUGUUGUCGAAUUUCAUAGAAAUGUUAUUUUCGUUGUUUUAAUUAAUACGUUUGUAUUGAGAAGUCAAUUGCCAAUCUUUGUCCUCCAGACACUAAUCAAUUUUUUUUUUGUAUUGCGCUGAUCCUGGUACUCUCUAAAUUUCUUAGAGAUAACGCACUCGAAAAAUUGAAUGACUGGUCGUGUCGCUCGAGUAAGAGUGACUUUUCAUUCAUACGGAGUUAAUUCUUUCUCUUUUUGUUGUAGAGUGAAUUUUUUACUCUACAAAGUAGAGUGAUUAUGUGUACUUUAUUUUAUAGAGCGAAUAUUUUCACUCUAUGCAGUGUGGAGUGAAUAUUUCAUUCACAUGAAGAGUGCAAUCUCUGUUAAAACAAACGCCUUAAGGUAAAAGACUCAGUGUUUGGACAGUUAAGGCCGCACUGCAAGAAAUAAUAAAUAUUCACCAUAAAAAAGUCCUUAAAUAUACAAAAUUUUUCUAUUGUUUUAUAAAAUAGUUUAUUAACCGUCAAAAUCCACUUUAAAAACCAUCAUUUAUUGAUGAAUAUAUUUUUAAUUAAUGAAAAUAUGUAAACAGUCAAAUGUACCAGUAUUCGGACACGUCAAAUAGCUAUGUUUCAGUGAUCAAUAUCGCAUUAUCGAGUAAUCGGACAUUUAUGAGUUACGUCGUUAGAAAACAUUUUUUAGGGAGAAAAAAUCAUUUUUUAAUCAGUAAAAUAACGAAACUUUAUGCUUCAAAGUUAAUCAAAAUGAUUUUCGCUUAGAAAUUAAUUUUUUUUACAUGAAUAUCAAGAUAAUUAAGUACAACCAUUAGUUGUAUAGUUCUUAUAUGCACAUCUAACAGAUUUAUUUUUAUUUUUUAAUAUUGCAGAAAUGAUUAAUAAUCUUAAUAUUUCGCUGACUAUCCGAACAUUGGAUCUUUUACCUUACUAACGAAGAAGAUUUCAUUCUCUGAUCGAGUGAAUUCACGUCGGAACGAGUAAUACAUUACUCUACGUUAGAGUUAAACAAUCACUUUUUUGUGAAAAGUGAAGUUUUACUAUUUACGAGUGGCGGUAUUUUCACUUGAAGUGAAUAUCCACUCGUUUGGAGUUAGAUUUCACUCUAAGAAAUUUAGAGAAUACGAUUAAUCCAUUCAACAGUUUUUUUUUAUAAGCAUUAGUAUCUUUGCAAUGCUGAGAUAGAGCCUGAAAAUGUAUUAAGCAAAAAUAGACUGGCUUUGAUAGAACUCCUCUACGCGAGGAUGAAACUUCCUCUAUAUCCAUGCGCGUGCGUAAUGUAACGAAGCUGCUCUUAUAAAACAUAUAUAAAGCAUAAUAAAAUAUGUGUGUGCACACACACACACACACACAAAACACAUACGACAAACACACACAUACACGAUCUUUUUACUUUUGAGGUCAUAAUAUUAUUUUUUACUUCGUAUUAUCCGGGCACGAUAAUGUCGCUCGCGCGUGAUGAAAUCUUUUUCCUGAUUCAUCUUUCUUGAGAUGAGAUUUUCGUGAUAAGAAAAGAUUUGAGGAGGUGCAGAAAUUUCAGGUGGAAAAUUAGCCAAAGAGGAUUAGCUUAGAUUAGCCAAAGCAAACGAAUUGGUUAGUAAAAGGAUCGUAUUAGUUUUCCAUAUUAAGAAUAUCCUGACUGUAUUUGAGAGGAAGAAAAAGGUUCAUUAAAGAAUCUUUUUUUUUUUAAUCUAAAAAAUAUUUAAAAAAUUUUUUAAAUAGAUAAAAUAUGUAAGAUUGUAAAAUUAUAAAGUCUUGAAAGCCUGAAAUUUGUGUACUAAGUAUACAGUCCGUGCUCUAAGAAGUAAAUACUUUUUUACGUGACGUGUGUUCCUAGCAGAGAAUAUAAAUCUUUUAAUGCGAGCUCUUUUGUACACCCGUUGCAGGAAGCAACCUAUCGUUCUAAAUACAUAAUAUGGAUAUUGUACUCCUAUAAUUCACAAUAGUGUUCAUCUUGCAAAAACGUCACAAUACUGAAAGAAAGAAAGAGAGAGAGAAAGAGAGAGAAUGUGUGGUUUGUCAUUCUUUGGAGAUGAAAUUCAGAGAAUGGCGUUUCUCGUAAUGUGUGAAGAAAAUGAACAUAUUCAUCCAAUAAUCUUCCAUUCCAUUUGUCGACUCGUACUCUUCGCGGAAAAUUCGAGAUAUCGUUUUGAAUUUUUACGCAGAAACUCACAUUUUAUCGUAGAAUUGCGAAAAAGAAUUUUUCAUAACUCCUUCAAAGCAGUAUUUUUCGACAAGCAUAAGUUUUUUUUUCCAUUAUUGUAAUGCAGUUUAAUAAGACGCCAAAGAGAAAGAUCUUUCUUCGUGUGUACAGAGUGUUUGAGAACAUUGUGACUUAAACGAGAAAAUAGCAAUUUCUUAUAAAAAAAGGAAAACAAAAACGCAGAAUAAAUUUAUUCUUAAUUUAUAUAUACAAGAUUAUACACAAGAUUAUACACAAGAUCUUAUAUAUAAAUCAAGAACAAAUUAUUUGUGUAUAAAUACUUUUUAUUUCUUUUUCUUUACAGGAAACUGUUUAUCUCGUAAAUGCAUUACAAUCUUUUGAACACUCUGUAUUAUGAAGAAGCUUACCGUAGUCGAUAAUAAAAGAAAGAAACUAACACGCGAGUUUGGCAGUACAAAUUAAAAAGACUCGAUAAGGAUUGUCCCAUGUUUUAUGUCAGGUCACUGCAAAGUUUGCAAUAACUGUAGACGAAAAAGAACAGAAAAAAAAAGGAGAAAACGAAGAAAGAGUCAGGUCUGACGAGUAUUUGAUAACAAACGAACAAAAAUAUAUGAAAAGUAUUAAAUUGUUUAUGCUCGAAUGAACUAGGCAACUAUUAUAUUUUGUGCGUGUGGAAGCAGCUGCGUGCGUGUUUGUUACUUGUAUGCGUGUAUUAUUCCUCUUCCCUUAUGUAUGUAUUAUACCGAAAAAAAAGUACCACAUAUUCUAAGAUUACUUUUGAUAUCGUAGCGUUUAAAAAGCAUUCGCCUUUUUUGUAUAUUGAUAUAGAGUGUAAAGACGAGUUUUUCCUUAUUAUUUGUGUUAUUAUUACUAUUAUUAUUACUUCACACACACGAAAUAAUUAUUAUUAUACACCAAUAAACUGUUAUGAAAUUUGGUUAAGCUAGCUUGUAUGCAGCAAGAUGCAAUGUACUGCCAAAAAAAACCACUUAAAGUGCAUAAAUAUACUGAAGGUUUAUAAACUUUUA
This is a messenger RNA of Linepithema humile (Argentine ant), 7455 nucleotides long. It is a transcript of the gene RhoGAP1A, whose product is annotated as active breakpoint cluster region-related protein. Gene Ontology annotation, cellular component: membrane. The record is from RefSeq and is a predicted model, not a curated record. NCBI's taxonomy places the organism in Eukaryota, Metazoa, Arthropoda, Insecta, Hymenoptera, Formicidae. Gene Ontology annotation, molecular function: guanyl-nucleotide exchange factor activity; GTPase activator activity. Gene Ontology annotation, biological process: positive regulation of GTPase activity; intracellular signal transduction.